Messenger RNA from Tarenaya hassleriana, 1877 nucleotides. Its product is annotated as EGF domain-specific O-linked N-acetylglucosamine transferase-like. The record is from RefSeq and is a predicted model, not a curated record. Lineage: Eukaryota; Viridiplantae; Streptophyta; Magnoliopsida; Brassicales; Cleomaceae. The transcript has 3 exons. Bases 405 to 1871 code for a protein of 488 amino acids. Gene Ontology annotation, molecular function: glycosyltransferase activity.
CGCGGGCAAUGCCCAUUUUCACACACACUCCUUUAAAUGCUUCAUCACUCUUCUGCUUCUUCAUUCGUCUCUCUCUCUCUCUCUGUUCUUUUCUUGGUUUUUUUGUCGUUCCGUAUUCGGAAUACCGAAAAAGUUUUGUUCUUGAUCCUUUCUUAUAGAGCUUUCUCCAAGCUCUUGCAGCCGGAAUUCAGCCUAAACUUCUGUAUUUUGUUCGUUGUUUGUCGUUAAUCAUCUCGUUAGAGAUAUAAUCAAGAAGAUAAACAGCCCGCGAAUUACUUGCCCUUUCAAGACGCUGCUGUGUCUACAGUUUCCUUCUGAAACACUGUUCUGCAGUUUUCGCAUUCUGACUUUUCUUGCGGUACAAGAAAGAGAGCACUCCUAUAUUGUGGAUCGAGAGAUCCAAAAUGAGGGAGAAACUUGUUACGCAAGGAACGAUAUUUGCUCGUAGCUUUAGCCGAAACGAGCAGAAGAAACUAGGCUAUGCAGCAAUCGUCGUGUCUCUUCUCGUCACCUUCAACAUCUUCGCCGUCCUUACGCCUUAUUUCAGCCCUCUUCCAGUCUUGAAGCUGCAGCUCUCAGUGGACAGAAGUCUCAGAAUGCUGAGGAUAAACAACUCGUCAAUGGGAGAUUCAGAGAUUGUUAUUAUCUCCGAUCUGAACCAUGAAAACAACAUCUCAUCAACUGUUCCACAGAAACUGACCAGUUCAGACACGCCCAAGAACGCGAAUGUCGUCUGUCACAAGCUCGCAAGAACCGAGUUCUGCCAACUGAGCGGUGAUGUAAGGAUAGAAGGACAAUCAGCGACCGCGUUUGGGAUCAGGUCUGCGUUUUCGGAGAGCCCAUCGUGGAAAAUCAAGCCUUACGCAAGAAAAAGAGAUAACACGGCGCUAAAACGCGUGAGAGAGUGGACGAUAAGAUCAUUAGCACCAAACGCGGAUCAAGAAAACGCUGGCUUUCCGCUUUGCGACCGCAACCACAGCGUUCCGGCCGUGCUUUUCUCCCUGGGAGGCUACUCGCUGAACAAUUUUCAUGGCUUCGCAGACAUUUUGCUUCCUCUCUUCCUGACAGCACGGAAAUUCAACGGCGAGGUUCAGUUUCUCGUAACGGACAAGAAUCCAUUGUACGUCGACAAAUUUGGAGAAGCAAUCAGAAACCUGUCGAGUUACGAACUGAUCAAUAUAGACGAAGAAAAAGAGACGCACUGUUUCACAAACGCGAUCGUGGGUCUGAAACGCCACAAUGACUACAAUAAAGAGAUGUACAUCGAUCCAUCAUGGUCAGGAUUCACGAUGUCUGAUUUCAGACAGUUCAUAAGAGACGCGUUCGCGUUGAGAAAUGCUGCGGUGGCCAUUAAAUCGAAACCCAGGAUCCUGAUACUGUCGAGGAGAAGAACACGGGCGUUUGUAAACACAGAAGCGAUGGCAAGAAUGGCUGAGCAGAUGGGGUUUGACGUUGUGGUUGAGGAAGGAAACGCAAACCUUACGCGUUUCGGACAGGUCGUGAAUUCUUGCGAUUUGAUGAUCGGCGUUCACGGUGCUGGAUUGACGAACAUGGUGUUUCUGCCUGAAAACGCGAUUCUGAUUCAGGUCAUACCGAUUGGUGACUUCGAGUGGUUGGCAAGAACGGAUUACGAAGAGCCGGCGAAGGCAAUGAAUCUGAGUUACUUGGAGUACAAGAUAACUCCUGAGGAGAGCUCGUUGACGCAGAAGUAUGGACGCGACCACGAGGUUCUGAAAAACGCGUUUGCGGUUGGAAAACGUGGGUGGGAAACGUUCAAGGCCAUUUACAUGGCGCAGAACGUGAGUGUGGAUGUGGACAGAUUCAGACCGGUUCUUGUCAGAGCUCUCGAUCUUCUGAAACAGCGAAUGUAAUAUCGA